Molecule: messenger RNA, 1981 nt
Organism: Cynara cardunculus var. scolymus (artichoke)
Lineage: Eukaryota; Viridiplantae; Streptophyta; Magnoliopsida; Asterales; Asteraceae
Exons: 8
Coding region: 90-1562 (490 amino acids)
Source: RefSeq, a predicted model, not a curated record
GUCUGCUUCAACGGAGGCUCUAGGGUUUUUCUUCCUCACCUUAAAAUUCUCUACACAUUGAUUUCCGGCAUCAUGAAGAACUAAAGGGGAUGGAACUAAUUAUUUCGUCACAGGAGGUUAAUGUAUGUCAGACCUGUGGUGAUGAAGGAUACACCAAUGCUUUUGUUUAUUGCGUCAAGUGUCUGGACUUUGUCAUUCAUAGAUACUGCUUAAAUGUAAUGCCGACGACAUUCAAUGAGCGUGUCCUUUGGUACUGUGAACACUGCAAACCAACAGUUGGAAAUCAGGUUACUUCACCCGAAGUUAGAUCUUCACGAUCCCAGAAAGAGGAAGCUGCAAGUUCAGGACAGGUAAAAUCAACCAAUCAUAAGAAGAAACAAAAGGAAAGGGAUAUUGCUUCUAUAAUAGCAGGGACAGUGGUCGUUAAUUGUCAGGAAAGCACUACAGAGCCUGAGGCUGAGUGCAUCCUACCAACAGAUUCUCUGAAAGAAGCAUCGAUGAAAUUGAACUCGAGACAUAAACGGAUCACUUCUUCAAAGCCUGGAAAAAGGAAAAAGAUUGCAGCUCGAUUGGAUGCUAAGAAAAAGGAACAUAAGCUUCGAAGUGGCCUGAAAACUGAAACUCAAAAGGCUUGUACAAAGAUGGCAGAUUCAGUUAAGCAUUCUAAGAAUCGUAUUCAUCAUACAGCAAGCAAUUUGAAGAAUAACAAAGGUGUGGUUGACUCUUUAGAUGAACAAACACAUGAAUCUCGACCGUCCCAGCCACCUCGUGGCCAUAAGAAGCUAAGUUCUGAUUCCCCGUCCAUGAAAGAGGAGUCGGAUAAAACUACCAACCAUGAAUGCCAAGCGGAAAAAGCAAACAAGCUGCAGACAAAGCAAGACAUUGUUUUUAAUCUUUCUCAAUCAGCAGAUUUUGAAAAUAACGUACCUUGUGGACAACCAAUCAUUGAUCCAGUAUGGAGGGGGAGCUUUAGUAUUCUUGACAGAGAUUAUGAUCUAUUUGAAGGUUUUGUUGCCCAUUUAUCAACCAAAGCUUGUGAUAAGGUUUAUAAAGAAGCAAAUAUGCUGCCAUCAUUGCUUCAACUAGAAAUGCACCCCAAGACUGUUCUGUGGCCAAAGAGUUUCCAGGAGUGUGAGCCAUCUGAUGUUAAUAUAGCCCUCUACUUUUUUCCAGGAGACCAAAUAAAUGAAAAGGACUUUGAUCACUUGGUCAUAGACAUGAUGGAUAAAGGUCUUGCAAUGAGAGCCAUGGCCACAAAUGCAGAGUUAUUGAUUUUCACUUCUAGAGUUCUGCCUCAGCUUUUCUCGAGAUUUCAAGGGAAGUACUAUCUAUGGGGGGUUUUUAAAGCCAAAAAGAACGGAUCUAGUUCGGUGGCAAGUCAUAAUCUUUCAGUUGUGAAUAACAGCGAUAAACAUGAUCUGACAAAAGGCUCUCCAAAUGAAGUGUUCGAUGUAAAAGCAGUCCUGACGAAGGUGAAAACGUUGGAUUCUCACAGUCCUCGAAGUCCUUUUAGCAAUAAUGGUGAGAAUGGUGUUGAUAUGGAUCCAGAAUCUGGAGAUUGAACAGUCUUAAGAGUUUGGCAAAUGGUUGGAGGAAAUGAUGAAAAAUGUAGUUAUUGAAACCAAGAUCCCUGAUGCUGUCAACAAGAACUAUAUGACUGUAAGUUUCUUGUACAGGUUUUUCUAACUAAUAACCAAUCAUCUGUUGCUUUACUGUUCUUUAUUCUCAAGUUUGAUUAAAGUUCAUAGCAUACCAUCCGAGGUUGUAACAUUUUAACGGUAAUCCCAGAAUAGGGGUAGGUUCUUGAGAACAGCCUGUCCAUUGUGAACCGGGGAACCACCUAGAGUUUGCCACACAUUCAUCAUGAAUGUUGUAACAAAUUAACAUCUAUUAUUCAUGAUGAAUAGGCCCAUAUGACACGCUCUCAAUGGUUCCCCGCUUCUUAAUGGAAAUGAAGUUAUCAACCGAGCUUUCCUCUACU